CUUUGUUUUCCAUCCAAGGAAGGCCAUUUCCCUUGCGGCCCUGUCAAGGAAAGAGACUUCGAUGGACUUACACCGGGCAGCCUUCAAGAUGGAAAACUCCUCCUACCUUCCCAAUCCUCUGGCAUCUCCAGCCCUGAUGGUUCUCGCUUCCACUGCUGAAGCCAGCCGCGAUGCUUCCAUCCCUUGCCAGCAGCCAAGGCCCUUUGGCGUCCCUGUGUCAGUGGACAAGGAUGUACACAUCCCGUUCACCAAUGGCUCCUAUACUUUUGCCUCUAUGUAUCACCGACAAGGUGGGGUGCCAGGAGCAUUCACCAACCGCGAUUUCCCACCUUCCCUGCUGCAUCUCCAUCCCCAGUUUGCUCCCCCCAAUCUGGACUGCACCCCAAUCAGCAUGCUGAACCACAGCGGUGUUGGGGCCUUCCGUCCCUUUGCCUCCACUGAGGACAGGGAGAGUUACCAGUCGGCGUUUACACCUGCCAAGCGCCUGAAGAACUGCCAUGAUACUGACUCUCCCCACCUUCGCUUCUCAGAUGCUGAUGGCAAGGAGUAUGAGUUUGGAGCCCAGCUACCAUCUGGGUCUCCCGGCUCCCUCAAAGUUGAUGACACGGGGAAAAAGAUCUUUGCUGUCUCUGGCCUCAUUUCAGACCGGGAGACCUCAUCCAGCCCUGAGGACCGAAAUGAUAGAUAUAGAAGCGACAGCCAAGUCGGGCCGCCAGCCUCUGCAGGGGCCAGCCAGCGCAUGGCGUUAACUUUUCCCCUCUGCAAGAAGAAGGCAACCCUUUUUGACAGCCAGGCUCCAAUCUGCCCCAUUUGCCAGGUCUUGCUUCGCCCCGGUGAGCUGCAAGAGCACAUGGAACAGGAGCUGGAGAAGUUGACUCAGCUGAACAUCAGUAAGAACUCUAUCUUGAAGGAUGUCAUGGCCCCAGGCACUCCCAAGGCAAUUUUGUUGUCAGCCUCAAUCAAGCGGGAAGGAGAUUCUCCAACGGCAUCGCCUCACUCCUCAGAUGAUAUCCAUCACUCAGACAGAUACCAGACCUUCCUGCGAGUGAGGGCAAACAGACAGACCCGCCUGAAUGCUCGGAUUGGGAAAAUGAAACGGAGGAAGCAAGACGAAGGACAGAGGGAAGGUUCAUGCAUGAUGGAGGAUGACUCUGUUGAUAUUGAGAAUGAGAAUGGUAAUCGCUUUGAGGAGUACGAAUGGUGUGGGCAGAAAAGGAUACGAGCCACCACCCUCCUGGAAGGCGGAUUCAGAGAAUGUUCAGCAUUAACUCGAUUUUGGCGCUGGGGCCAGCUGCUCCGAGGCCAGGCGGAGCAGAGCUGUGUACACAGCGCUGGAGGGCUACUGUGCUCUCAAGGGUCUGGAUUUGUCAUGUGCAGCGGCAAGGAGAAUCCAGAUAGUGAUGCUGACCUUGAUGUGGAUGGCGACGACACGCUGGAGUACGGAAAACCACAAUAUACAGAGGCAGAUAUCAUUCCAUGUACUGGGGAAGAACCUGGUGAAGCCAAAGAGAGAGAGGCACUCCGAGGUGCAGUUUUAAAUGGUGGCACGCCUAGCACCCGAAUAACACCAGAAUUCUCUAAGUGGGCAAGUGAUGAAAUGCCAUCAACGAGUAAUGGGGAGAGCAGUAAGCAGGAGCCUAUGCAAAAGACCUGCAAGAAUAGCGACAUAGAGAAGAUUACAGAAGACUCGGCAGUGACAACGUUUGAGGCACUAAAGGCUCGAGUCCGCGAGUUAGAAAGGCAACUUUCCCGUGGGGACCGCUAUAAAUGUCUCAUUUGCAUGGACUCGUACACAAUGCCCCUGACGUCCAUCCAGUGCUGGCAUGUGCACUGUGAGGAAUGCUGGUUGCGGACUCUGGGUGCCAAGAAGCUCUGCCCUCAGUGCAACACCAUCACCUCUCCAGGGGACCUCAGGCGCAUCUACUUAUGAAGAACAUGGCUGCUCAGACCAUAGGGGACUGGGAGAAAGGAAUGGCAGCAGCAACAAAAGACACUUGAAAAUAAAACUAGGGACUCCAAAUGUGGACUCGAGGCUGAGGGAGCCGCACGAUGCCUCUGCUUCCAGACCUGUCACUGGCACCGCCAACUCCACGAGAAGGCCAAGCCAGAAUCCUUAUUGUGAAUUGCCCCCUUUUUUUACGAACUGAUGUUCCGCGCCUGUCCCAUUUCUCCAAGAGCUGGGCUUUCACCGUGGACAACUAGCAAGCCUUUCCAGGGGAGUGUCUAGGCAGCCAACCAAUCCCACAAGUCAACCUGAAAAGGUGUUGGAUCUUCCACAGCAGGAACUCUCAUAGCCUGUAACUUGUGUUCUCCACCCCUUUUAUUUGUGGUGUUCUACUGGUUUUUUUUUAAAAAAGAGGAAGUCAAAGAAAAAGCCUACACCCACACACCCGCAAAGGCAGAAUGAAGCACAUGUAAUAUAGACUAUAUGUUUACAAUGUUGUGUAUAAAUGGGAUAGACUCCAACAUUACAUACUAAUAA
Messenger RNA from Elgaria multicarinata webbii, 2482 nucleotides. RefSeq names its product ring finger protein 220 (gene RNF220). The transcript has 16 exons. NCBI's taxonomy places the organism in Eukaryota, Metazoa, Chordata, Lepidosauria, Squamata, Anguidae. The coding region runs from base 62 to 1930 and encodes 622 amino acids. Gene Ontology annotation, biological process: protein ubiquitination. Gene Ontology annotation, molecular function: ubiquitin protein ligase activity; metal ion binding. The record is from RefSeq and is a predicted model, not a curated record.